Scleropages formosus (Asian bonytongue) is the source of this 3781-nucleotide messenger RNA. Its product is annotated as multifunctional procollagen lysine hydroxylase and glycosyltransferase LH3. The transcript has 19 exons. The coding region runs from base 260 to 2476 and encodes 738 amino acids. Gene Ontology annotation, cellular component: endoplasmic reticulum. Gene Ontology annotation, molecular function: procollagen-lysine 5-dioxygenase activity; L-ascorbic acid binding; iron ion binding. The record is from RefSeq and is a predicted model, not a curated record. Lineage: Eukaryota; Metazoa; Chordata; Actinopteri; Osteoglossiformes; Osteoglossidae. Gene Ontology annotation, biological process: peptidyl-lysine hydroxylation.
CCCUCGGUGAGUGAGCGGAUCUGCAACGGCUUCCGCAGAGCUCCUUUGCUUCCUAUCUGCGGUCACAAGAGCUAAAUUCCUUCAUUUCCCACUGGAUGAAGAAGCCAGGAAGGAGCACUGUUUUCUCUCACGUGCCGACUCAGAAGGACUGGUCCGUUCUUGAGCUUUAAAGGGGGAAGUUCCACACAGGAAGUGAAGAAUCACUCGGGUUCUCCAGCAGCUUUCAGUGACUGGGACCAGUCCACUGGUCACUGAACUGAUGGAGAUGAUAACGAAGGUUUCGCUGCUGCUCAUCUCGGCUGUUUCGCUGAGCUCUCUGGACUGGACCUCUGCUGGGGAUCACACAGCCCCUGGUUCAGAGAACCUGCUCGUCCUCACUGUAGCCACAGAGCAGACAGACGGCUUUGAGCGCUUCAUGCGAACAGCCAAGGAGUUUAACUACACUGUCAAGGUGCUGGGCCUGGGGAAGGAGUGGAAGGGUGGCGAUGUUGCGCGGACUGUAGGUGGAGGUCAGAAGGUACGCUGGUUGAAGAAGGAGCUGCAGAAGUACAAAGACCGACCGGAACUGGUCAUCCUCUUCGUGGACAGCUAUGACGUGAUCUUUGCUAGCAGCCCUAGAGAGCUCCUCUGGAAGUUCUCCAGGAUGGGCCACCGUGUGGUUUUCUCAGCCGAAGCCUUCUGCUGGCCCAACCAGAAGCUGAGUUCCAAGUACCCAGCUGUGAAGAACGGAAAGCGCUUCCUGAAUUCGGGGGGUUUCAUUGGCUAUGCCCCAGACAUCAUUGGCAUUAUCCAGCAGUGGAAGCAGAAGGACAACGAUGACGACCAGCUGUUCUACACCAAUAUCUACUUGGACAAGGUCCAGAGAAACAAGUUCAACAUGACACUGGACCAUCAUUCUCACAUUUUCCAGAACCUCAAUGGAGCAAUUGAGGAGGUGGUGCUGAAGUUCGAAAGGGGACGUGUGCGCGUCAGGAACGUGGCCUAUGACACCCUUCCCAUCAUCAUCCACGGCAACGGGCCAACCAAGCUCCAGCUGAAUUACCUGGGGAACUACAUUCCGACAGCCUGGACCCACGACAGUGGCUGUGGAAUCUGCGAUGAUGACCUGUUUUAUCUCGGUGAUGUGCCGGACGAGGAGCUGCCCAUCGUGCAGGUGGGCGUGUUCAUUGAGCAGCCCACCCCCUUCCUGGAGGAAUUCCUAGAGAGGCUCGUGUCCCAGAGCUACCCCACCGACCGCCUGAGACUCUUCAUUCACAACAACGAGGUCCACCACGAGCCACACAUCCAGCGGUUCUGGGAUCGUCACAGGAGGCGGUUCCCCAACGCCCGGAUCGUGGGGCCUGAGGAGAACCUAGAGCAGGCUCAGGCUAGAACCAUGGCUGUGGAGCUCUGCCGAGAAGACCCUACCUGUGACUAUUACUUCAGCAUCGAUGCAGACGUGGUCCUCGAGAACCCAGACACACUGAGGAUCCUCAUCGAGGAGAACAAACAGGUGAUUGCACCCAUGCUGUCUCGCCAUGGGAAGCUAUGGUCUAACUUCUGGGGAGCCCUGAGUCCAGAGGGCUUCUACGCCCGAUCCGAAGACUACAUUGACAUCGUUCAGGGCAAGCGCGUUGGGGUGUGGAACGUGCCCUACAUCACUCAGGUGUACCUGAUCCGCGGGAUGACUCUGCGUACUCGGCUGGCCCAAAUUGGUCUCUUCUCUCAGCAGGGCCAGGACCCCGACAUGGCCUUCUGCAGGAUUGUUCGAGAUCAGGGCAUUUUCAUGUUCGUGUCGAACAGGGAUGUGUUUGGGCACCUCGUCUCCACCAGCAGCUACAACAUUAGCCGACUCCACCCAGACAUGUGGCAGAUCUUUGACAACCCUAUGGACUGGAAGGAGAAAUAUAUCCAUGAAAAUUACACUAAAAUCUUUGAGGAUGACAAAAAUACUGUGGAACAGCCCUGUCCAGAUGUGUACUGGUUCCCAGUCUUGUCCGACAGGAUGUGUGAUGAGUUGGUGGAAACAAUGGAAAGCUAUGGGCAGUGGUCAGGAGGCGGCCACAAGGACAAGCGUCUGGCGGGUGGCUAUGAGAACGUGCCCACAGUAGACAUCCACAUGAAUCAGAUCGACUUUGAGAAAGAAUGGCUCAAGUUCCUGAAGCAGUACGUUGCACCUGUCACAGAGAAGCUCUACCCUGGUUACUACACCGAGGCAAGGGCAGUGAUGAACUUUGUGGUGCGCUACCGUCCAAAUGAGCAGCCCUUGCUGCGACCCCACCAUGACUCCUCCACCUUCACCAUCAACAUCGCCCUCAACAACAAGGGCAAGGACUACCAGGGUGGAGGCUGCCGAUUCCUGCGCUACGACUGCAGGGUGGAGUCUCCACGAAAAGGCUGGUCCUUCUUGCACCCUGGGCGGCUCACACACUACCACGAGGGACUGCCCACCACCCAGGGCACCCGCUACAUCGCCGUGUCCUUCGUCGACCCCUAGGGGUUACUAGACUGAGGGGCUGUGGGUCCACGAGAGGGCAGGGCAGGAGCCAAGGGCCCCAUGGAAAGUGAGGCACCUUGUACCCAACUCCACACGACAGGACUCUCAGGUUGAGCCCAGGCCUGUUUUUACACGAGAACUGUUCUACAGACCUCAGUGCCAUCAGUUUAUUAAACCAAAACACUGGUUCUUUAUACGUUCAGAAACUUCCAGCGGCUGCUUUCGGAUGGUUGAUGACAUCUGGAAUUUUGUUUUUGUGCAGCUCAGUAGAAGGUCAACGCUGGACUGCAUGUGAGAAAGGAGCUAAUAACGGGAACCGGGAACUGACCGUAGAGCUUCCGUCUUGAACAGAAGUGCUUCGGCACUAUAUAUGUCAGUUAAAUGCAAUGAAGGAUUUUACGUUUUACCUUUAUAAUGUUUUGUAUUUUUCCUGUACAGUAGAAAAUAAGAAGCUUAACACCUCAUUGCUGUUAUGAUCAAAUGCCAAGGUUGACUUUAGGAGUUCCGGACCCUGUAUUUCUGAAAAAUGAAUUGUGUGAAUUCACUGUUGACUUUUCUCACUUGGGCUCUCAAGUCUCUUUUUCAAGUGAUGGGGAAAAAAACCACUUUGUCAGCUUUGGGGAAAUGCCGGUUUCACUGAACAUUGCCUAGUUUUUAAUGAGUAUUCACGAAUAUGGAAACAACGCAAUGUCAUUAUGCAGUCCGGACGGCUUUCAAUGUGUUCAAUUACUAGGAUACGUUACUGUCGUUAAAGAAUUGCUUAGCGGCUGAAAUCCUGUUACUCUUAACCGUUUCACCUGGAGGAGACGGCAGUGAGCAGUUUGGUUACUGAAGGCUGUGACACCUGGCAGUGUUGGAGCCUAGGCAGUAUUUCCAUAGUCAGUGGGUGUCGAAAGGAGAUGUUCGAACAGCUCCUUUUUACUGUUUAUAAUCCUGGGGAGAAUCACUGACAAACAGCUGCACGGGGUCAAAGUACUGGAGUCCUUGCUUAAGUGUCCUCUAGGAAACUACCUGCAUUCUGCCUGUGGUUUUAUAAAACUGCCCUGUGAUUCUUUUAGGGCACUAUAAAAGAGUAGAGUAAGGUGCACUAGGAAAAGAAAAGAUUCACUCUUUCCAGUACAUCAUUUGUGGUGAAAAUAUGUAAGAGAAUGUUAGUUUGUGGAAUCCGUUCUUCUUCGACAGGGGGUUCGUCUUCAAACCGGCUUUCCGAACAAAACCCACUAAAUCGUUUGUUUAAAAUGGACGGUCUGAAUAAAAAGUGCUUUCGUAACUGCUCCAUUAUGUCAUUCCGCCGUAUUUGUCAUC